Molecule: messenger RNA, 318 nt
Organism: Staurois parvus
Lineage: Eukaryota; Metazoa; Chordata; Amphibia; Anura; Ranidae
Source: the annotation of a GenBank genome assembly
UGAUUUUGCAUUUCCGGGGAAGAAACUUGUAUGUAAAUAAUACAGAUCUCUCCCUUGUCAGCUCCUGCACACUGCUUUGUAUGGCUCUGCAUAGCAGAGCCAUACAAAGCAGUGUGCUUAUAGUGUAAAUCACACACACACACAGCAAAACAGCAGUUAACCCUUUGAUUGCCCCAGAUGUUAACCCCUUCCUGCCCAGUGUCAUUAGUACAGUGUCAGUGCUUUUUUUUUAGCACUGAUCACUGUAUUGGUGUCACUGGGGAUGUCAGUGACAGUCAGUUCCCGCCAGUGUCAGAAUGCCCGCCGCAGUCCCACUUA